Punica granatum (pomegranate) is the source of this 630-nucleotide messenger RNA. Lineage: Eukaryota; Viridiplantae; Streptophyta; Magnoliopsida; Myrtales; Lythraceae. The record is from RefSeq and is a predicted model, not a curated record.
CUUACUCAAACCCCAGCUAGACGCACAGCCUGAAGCUUGUUAUACCCAAGCUAAGCUCACAUCCAUGGCGGCUUUAUCCACUUGCAGAUCAGUUCUCCUCUUUCUGAUCCUCUUCAUCUUCCUCCAAGCUCUCUUUGUUGCUUCGACCGAGUUCGAGGUCGGUGGCGAUGACGGAUGGGCCAUCCCGAAGUCAAAGAAUGUCGAGGAUAUGUACAACCAGUGGGCUUCCAAGAAUCGCUUCAAAGUCAACGACACGAUAAAUUUCAAGUAUGAAAAGGAUUCCCUCAUGGAAGUGAACGAAGACGAGUACAAGAAAUGCAAAUCCUCUCAGCCCCUCUUCUUCGCCAACAACGGCAACACCAACUUCACGCUGGACCGCCCAGGUCUGUUCUACUUCAUCAGCGGAGUCUCAGGCCACUGCCAGAGAGGACAGAAGAUGAUCAUCAAAGUCAUAGAACCCCAGUCCCCUCCCCCAGCUACUAGCCAGAACUCGACCGCCCACUCCCGUUCAUCCAAGACCAUUCCGAUGCCUGUGAGCGGCUCUUCCUUGAUCUUCGCGGUCGUAAUGACGUUCUUCGGGAGCCCUCUUGCUCUAAUAGUGCAGUAGGUCUUCUGCUACUUCACAAAUUC